AUGACGGUUACGUUCAGUGUCGAAAAGUGUCCGGACAAGUUCGACGAGUACCGGUGCACGCUGCCGGAGCACUACCGGAAGCUGGCGGCCGAGCAGCUCCGCGAGGAUGAUCUGAUCCGGAAGCAGGCACUAGACCAGAUGCGCCAGUGGAUCGCGAAGCACCCGUACAUCCGCCGGUGCCGCACGGACUCCGUGUUUCUGCUGCGAUUUUUGCGCCAGCGCAAGUUCUCCAUCCCGAAGGCGUGCGAAAUGCUCGAGCGGUACCUGGCCCUUCGGCAGUCCUUCCCACAUUGGUUCCAGGGACUCGACCCGUACGAUAAGACCAUGGUGGCGCUGGGGGAGGAGGAGGUGUUCCACGUGCUCGGGUUCGACGCCAAGGGCCAGAUCGUCAUCCUGAUCAAGUCGCGUAACUUCCGCGUGGACAAGUACGAUCUGGUCGACCUGAUCCGGUACCUGCACAUGAACAUGGAGAUCCUGUCCAACGACGAGCAGGUGCAGGUCGCCGGUGUCGUGCUGGUGGUCGACUGCUUCGAAGCCACCAUGGCCCACUUCACGCUGUUCCGGUUGAGCGAGAUGCGCAACAUUGGGCCGUACAUCAACCACCUGCUGCCGAUUCGGUGCCGCGAGAUUCACGUCAUCCGGCUGCCGAAGGUGGCCGCCUCGAUCGUCGAUCUGCUGUUUGCCUACGUCAGCCCCAAGCUGAAGCAUCGGUUCUUUUUCCACAAAACGCUCAACGAAGCAGUCAACCACCUCGGCAAAACGCUGCUACCCACCGAAUACACCAACGAGGAUGUCGAGCCGAAAGCCCUGACACCCGUUUACGGCAAGCGCAUCCUCGAGAGUCGCGAGGAGCUGAAGAUGCUGGACGAGAUGGAAAUCGAUGUGGCAAAGUUUUCGUCCGUCUGGAGCAAGACAGGAUGCGCACCGGGGGGCAUCGAUGCCGGUAUGGUGGGCAGUUUCCGCAAGCUGGACAUCGAUUGA
This is a messenger RNA of Anopheles coustani, 981 nucleotides long. RefSeq names its product alpha-tocopherol transfer protein-like. The transcript has 2 exons. The record is from RefSeq and is a predicted model, not a curated record. Gene Ontology annotation, cellular component: membrane. Gene Ontology annotation, molecular function: phosphatidylinositol bisphosphate binding. Bases 1 to 981 code for a protein of 326 amino acids. NCBI's taxonomy places the organism in Eukaryota, Metazoa, Arthropoda, Insecta, Diptera, Culicidae.